CAUUAGAACAAGGUCCAGAGCCAUCUUAGCCAUCGUCUGUCCCAUGCAGUAACUACUAUAAAGAAAUCACUGAAAGCAUAGCAAGCAUGUGGUCUAAAUACCAACCAGAUCAGUGUGAUUCUGAUACGCUUUACUUAAAACCUCACCUGUUUUUCAAGUGGUUCUACUUUCUGUCGCAAGAAGUGCAAAAAAAAAAGUUUUUAUUAUGGAAAACGUACCCUCAAAAGUCGCUUCCAAAGCGUAUGUGUAUCGUAAGCUCAGAGAGCUUCCAUUCACUGGUGCUUUGAGUAAAAAGAAGUUUAAUUCUUUAAGAGAAGAAACAUUGCAGUCAAUCAAUUCCAACAAGACGUUUGCCCCAGGAAAAAAACUAACCAAGCUUACUCCUCAACAAGUAUCAGUAGUUCAAAAUUUUAUUGAUACAGUUAAAACAAGAAUACAAGAUGGCACAUUCACUCCUGCUAAAUACACUGACAAAAGAGGAUGUCGCUUUUUUUCCAUUGCACCUAUAUAUUCCGUUCAGACAAAAUCAAUCCAAAUCGAUGCUCAAGCUUUUUGGAGACUGAUGAAACAAUGUGGCAUACCAAAUUACCCGAAAGGGAAGAAAACCGAAUCUGACUUGACUGAUUUUUACUAUCAUUUGUUCAAUUUUAAACAAAACACUUGCAACAUCGUAUGGAAUCGUGAUAUCAUGGCUGCACACAAUAUCUUUGACAUAUUUCUAUUCGCUGCAAGAAAUAACAAUCAGCGUCUUGAUGUUUCCAUACGUCAAGGUACAUCUAAUGACCAACCUUCCGUAUGAUUGAUAUGACUCUCUCAUACGUCCUUACGAUUAAAAGAAUAGGGUUCAUACGCCCUUACAGUCAUCUUUGACUAGUAUAUCUGUUGACUAUAUUUUAUUAAUAAAAUAAAUAAUACUACAGUAUAAAUAGG
This is a messenger RNA of Rhizopus microsporus ATCC 52813, 930 nucleotides long. RefSeq lists its product as uncharacterized. Bases 206 to 799 code for a protein of 197 amino acids. The record is from RefSeq and is a predicted model, not a curated record. The transcript is spliced from 2 exons. NCBI's taxonomy places the organism in Eukaryota, Fungi, Mucoromycota, Mucoromycetes, Mucorales, Rhizopodaceae.